Messenger RNA from Dacryopinax primogenitus, 300 nucleotides. RefSeq lists its product as uncharacterized. The coding region runs from base 1 to 300 and encodes 99 amino acids. The record is from RefSeq and is a predicted model, not a curated record. Lineage: Eukaryota; Fungi; Basidiomycota; Dacrymycetes; Dacrymycetales; Dacrymycetaceae. The transcript has 2 exons.
AUGCCCAAACCAGGAGCUGGCCCCUCUAGAGGGGCUCCCAUGGAGAAGGGAGUAACUCCCAAGAAAGAGACAUAUCCUGUAAACUAUGGGAGGAGACCUCCAACCCCUGAUGACAAACCCAAUGAUCUUCAUCCUGAGGAUGAUACAGGUGACUAUGACCUGGAGGAUGAAGAGUUCAAUCAUCCUCCUGUAUGCAAGUCCACCAACAUCAAAGAUGUUGAAGAUGUCCCAGCAGAGAACAUUGUACCUGCUAACAUGUGGGUUAUGUUGAUUAAGCCUGUUGGCUUAUUGGUGGUAUGA